Paracoccidioides brasiliensis Pb18 is the source of this 1074-nucleotide messenger RNA. RefSeq names its product D-xylulose reductase A. The transcript has 3 exons. The record is from RefSeq and is a predicted model, not a curated record. Gene Ontology annotation, biological process: D-sorbitol catabolic process. The coding region runs from base 1 to 1074 and encodes 357 amino acids. Gene Ontology annotation, molecular function: L-iditol 2-dehydrogenase (NAD+) activity; zinc ion binding.
AUGGCUACGGAAGGGCCAAAGAACCUCUCCUUCAUUCUCGAAGGAGUGAAGAAAGUCUCCUACGAAGACAGACCCAUCCCAACAAUUACAGAUCCCCACUACGUCCGAAUCAACGUUAAAUUUACUGGUAUCUGUGGCAGCGAUGUGCACUAUUGGGAACAUGGCUCCAUUGGUCCAUACAAAGUCACCUCCCCCAUGGUCCUGGGCCAUGAAUCAAGCGGCAUCGUCACCUCCGUUGGUUCCGCCGUCACCACCUUAAAACCCGGAGACCGCGUGGCUCUCGAACCGGGAAUCCCCUGCCGCCACUGCGAACCCUGCCUCAGCGGUAAGUACAAUUUAUGCAUACACAUGGCCUUCGCCGCCACGCCGCCCAUUGACGGUACGCUGGCCAAGUACUACGUCCUACCAGAAGACUUCUGCUAUGAGUUGCCAGAGAAUGUCGGAUUGGAUGAGGGCGCGCUGAUGGAGCCACUUGGUGUUGCUGUGCAUAUUACGAAGCAGGGGCGUGUGAAACCUGGUGAUUCUGUAGUUGUUUUCGGGGUGGGACCUGUGGGGUUGCUGUGCUGUGCUGUUUCCAGAGCGUUUGGUGCCUCGAAGAUCAUCGCUGUUGAUAUCCAGCCGGCACGGUUGGAGUUUGCCGCAAAAUAUGCGGCUACAGGUACCUAUACGCCUGCGAAGGAUGCGAGUGCGGAGCAAAAUGCGGAGGAGUUGCUGGAACAGCAUGGACUAGGACGUGGGGCGGAUGUAGUCAUUGAUGCGUCAGGUGCGGAGGCAUCAGUGAAUACUGGUAUCCACGUUCUAAGAGCGGGUGGAACGUAUGUGCAAGGUGGUAUGGGGAAGGAUGUUAUUUCGUUCCCGAUUAUGGCGGCUUGCACGAAAGAACUGGAUGUUCGGGGCAGUUUUCGGUACGGCAGUGGGGAUUACAAGUUGGCGCUGACGCUUGUGGCGGAGGGGAAAGUGGACGUUAAGUCAUUGGUGACGGAGACGGUGGCAUUUGAGGACGCAGAGAGGGCCCUUGUGGAUGUUAAGGGGGGAAAGGGGAUUAAAACGCUUAUUCGGGGGGUGGAGGGAUGA